Molecule: messenger RNA, 1603 nt
Organism: Spea bombifrons (plains spadefoot toad)
Lineage: Eukaryota; Metazoa; Chordata; Amphibia; Anura; Pelobatidae
Gene: IKBIP
Product: IKBKB interacting protein
Exons: 3
Coding region: 312-1451 (379 amino acids)
Source: RefSeq, a predicted model, not a curated record
UUUUGGGACAGUGUGGGUUUGUCUGGAUGCCACAUAGGCAGGGAGCCGGUGCUGAGCCUGGGAGGUGGCUACGGAUUAACCCCUGCAUAGGACAGCUCAGGAGGCUCCUUAUUAAUAAAUUAACAUUCAUUAAUUUUGGCAACAUAGUUUUUAUGCAACUUUGUAGCAUUAGGUUGUAGUCUGUUUUCUUGUUACACUGUUGCAAUGUUUUAUAUUAUAGCACUAGAAGUGUAGCUAAAGGCCUUUAUGCAUAGAUAAUAUUUACGUAGCGAGGGAUUCAUUUCUGUAGAUAGAUUGUUGCAACGCUCUGUAUGAUGUCUAAUGAAGUGAAGCAGAGGAAGAAAGGAUCGUCGGGUAAGGACGUUAAAGAUGCCCAGCAAAGUGCCCCAUCCUCAGGGCAGCGGGCACGGAAGAGUGAUCCGGAUUCAUCGGUCAGUGGGUCCGGUGGCGUGGACGUCAGAACACUCCUGUGCCUGAUCUGCGUGGCCGCCUGCGGAGCUUUGACAUGGCUUGUGUAUCAGCAGUCUCAAAACUUUUCCAUCCUCGAAACCAAGUACCAGUCGCUUCAGACAAGAUCAGGGGCGUUAGAAGAGCUGGAGGACAAAAUCAAACUUAUUUUUGGAAAGCUUUCGUCUACUGAAGACACCUUGGCAGAAGCCAGCUCUUCGUCUUCCGUACUCGCCCAGUUACAACAGCAGCUGUCGAGUGUCCACAGCGACGUAGACGGCAUCCAAAAGGACGAACAACAGCUGUCUAGAAAAAUGCAGCUUGUCAGUUCCAGAUUCCAGAACAUCACCGAUAUGUGGAAGAAAAGUCUGGAUCAGCUGAACGAGGACACGCGAUCGUUGAAGUCCGAGGCAAAGGUCUUGCACAACCAGGCCACCGGGAAAAUCAAUGCUGCCGACCACACGCUGAAGGUUCUGUCUGAGAAACUGAAAGAAAUGGAAGAUAGCACCAAGAGGAACGUGAGAACGGUAAGAAACCAGGAGGAAGAAGAGCUUUCCCACCUCAAAGAGCAGCUGGACUGGGACACCAAAGUUAUCGAGGGGCUGGAGAAGCAGCAGAGCGAUCUGAUCGACGUCAAUAAGGAGAUAAACCAGAACAUGGUGGAGUUUCAACCAAAACUGGAGGAAUGCAUCAAACAUUUGCCGAGCAUCGAAAGCGGCGUUCGCGGCCUACUCAGGGUGUCCAACGAGGUGCUCGAUCUAGACAAGAAGAUGAACGACUUGACCGUCCAGGUCUUUAAUACGGAGGACAACUUGCUGAAAGUAAUCUCUGAGAUGCUGGAGGUUCAGCAUUCUCUCGAAGCCAUUCAGUACGACAACAGCAUUCUAAAAAUGCAGAACGACAUUUCGCUGUUGAAGGAAAGGACUCAGAAGUCAUCGCCCAACCAAAAAUCAGAGGACGUUUUAGAGGAAGAGACCGAACCGGCGGGCGGCGAGGAAAACUAAUCUCCUAAAGCUGCAGCUUCUUCAGAACAAACGUUUUAUGCGCGUGACAAAAUUCACAGACAGAGACCUUGUUGUUGUUUGGGAUUUCUCGUUAUCUUUUUUUCUUGGGAGUUCGGAUAAUUCUGCUCUUCCUGCUCCACCAAACUUUAUAA